This is a messenger RNA of Colletotrichum gloeosporioides, 663 nucleotides long. RefSeq lists its product as uncharacterized. Lineage: Eukaryota; Fungi; Ascomycota; Sordariomycetes; Glomerellales; Glomerellaceae. The transcript has 2 exons. The record is from RefSeq and is a predicted model, not a curated record. The coding region runs from base 1 to 663 and encodes 220 amino acids.
AUGACUACGUCAAGGCAUCAGCGCUCUCAGCAGCGCUUGGUCCAGCUCCUGUUCCUGGCGUCCGCCUCGACAGCAGCAAUCAUCAGCAUCGGAGGAACUGAUCUGACCCUCUCAAACUUUCAACUCCUCACACAACUAUCCAUACCUCUGGGUUGCCUUUUAACUUACAACAACCCAAUCCAAGGAUGCACGGCGAACGACUUCUCGAGUACCGGCACCUGCUCAGCGUCAUGCAGGCGCGGCCUGCUGCUCAUGCAAUCCAACAUUCAAGAUGUCUGCCAGUCAGUCUCAGUUCAAGCCAACACGCCAGGUCACAACCACCUCAGCCGCACCGACGGUCCGGCCGACUUCGACCGUGAUAGUGCCGCCGCCAUCAUCGACUGUUGCUGUGCCUCCGCCUCCGCCAGCUACCACCGCCCCUCCCGUCAUCCCACCCCCAGCGACUACAUCAAUACCUGCACCUCCGCCAACUCAACCGCCCGUUGUUCCUCCGGCCAGCACGGUGCCGCCACCAGUAUCAUCACCACCACCGCCUGUAGUACCACCGCCGCCAGCACCCACGACCGUCAUCACUUCUACUACAUCCAACGCGGCAGCACCGCAGAGCACGUCGGCGGAGACUGCGAAACCUCCGGUCAACCCAUUGGAUGCUUUGCUUCUUAG